UCUAACUCACUUUACUUGUUUGUAGGCUUUGCAUUGCACCUACAUUUGCCUAUAAGAGCAUUUGGCCUCUCCCCUGUUAACAGUCAGCAAGCAUUACAACCUUUGUUUUUGAAUCUAGGAGCAAACAUGGCCUCUAACAAUCAACUCUUUCACCUCUUUUUGUUUCUUUGUUUAUUCCAGAUUACUUGUUUGCAUGCCCAACUCUGCACUCAACAACAGACCUCUGCAUUGCUCCAAUUUAAGCAACAAUUUUCCUUCUAUAAAUAUGCUUCCUACUUUCAGUGUGAUCUUUCCGGAAUCCAUUCUUACCCGAAGACGGAGUCGUGGAAGGAGGGUUCUGAUUGUUGCUCAUGGGAUGGGGUCGAGUGUGACAACAACACAAGUCAAGUAAUUGGCCUCGACCUCAGUUGCAGCUGGCUCAACGGCACCAUCCACCCCAAUAGCACCAUCUUCUACUACUUUCCUCAUCUCCACAGGCUCAACCUCGCUUUCAAUGACUUUGGUAUGUCUCGAAUCUCAUCUGAAUUUAGUCGAUUCACCAGAUUGACACACCUCAACCUCUCUGGCUCUAGUUUUUCUGGCAAAGUCCCUAUAGAAGUCUCCUUUCCGAGCAAAUUGGUCUCGCUUGAUCUCUCUUGCAAUUAUGGUUUGACGUUGGAAGAACCGGGAUUUGAAUUACUUGUUCAAAACUUAACCAAGGUAAGAGAUCUUAAUCUUGAUAGUGUAAACAUAUCUUCAGUGGUUUCGAAUUCCUUGCUCAAUCUGACUUCUUUAACACUUCUCGAUCUUGGUUCGUGUGGAUUGCUUGGAAAAUUUCCUGACGGAAUAUUCCAUUUACCACAUCUGAAUGAGUUGUGGAUAGGGGAUAAUCCUGCUCUCACUGGUUAUUUUCCCGAGUUUAUAAACUCGAGCAGUCCUCUCCAGUACUUGGCGCUUUCAGUCACUAAUUUCUCUGGAGAACUACCCGACUCAAUUGGGAAUUUGAAGUCCUUGACAGCGUUGUAUGCCGGUCGUUGUAAAUUUUAUGGAUCCAUCCCUACGUCGCUCGGAAACCUUACGGAAAUGAUUGAAUUAGAAAUCGGACAAAACAAUUUCACUGGCAUGCUCCCAUCUUCACUUUCAAACCUGGGAAAUCUCGUCUACUUGGCAGCUCGGGGUAAUAAGUUUGAAGGACCUCUUCCAUCACAAAUAAUUGGACUUCCAAAUCUAUGGUGGUUGGAUUUAGCUGAUAACUUAAUCAACGGCACAAUUCCAUCUUGGGUCUUCAGCUUACCAGCAUUGCAUUGCUUCAACAUCAGUAAUAACAAAUUGACUGGCCAUGUAAAACAGUUCAAAUCCACUCAUUUAACUACUAUUGAUUUGAGAAAUAACAACUUUCAUGGUAGGUUUCCAAGUUCAACCUUCAAACUCGUGAACCUUACUGCUCUCCUUCUUUCAUCAAAUAACUUCAGUGGUGACCUAGACAUGCUCUGUCAUGCAAUUUCCCUUCGAUUUCUUGUCCUGUCUAGCAAUAGCUUUAAUGGUUCUAUUCCACAAUGUUUAGGAAACUUCAGCACAUAUUUCUUUGUGCUCGAUCUGCGGAAGAAUAAUUUUUCUGGCACAAUUCCUAAUACAUUUGUAAAGGGAAAUUCCUUCAAAACUAUCAACCUUAAUGGAAAUGGAUUUGAGGGUACAGUACCAAAAUCUUUAGUCAAUUGCAAAAUGCUACGAGUGCUAGAUCUUGGAUGUAACAAGUUCUCUGACAAAUUCCCAUAUUGGUUGGAAAAACUACAUUGGUUGCAAGUUCUAAUUUUGAGAUCUAACAAAUUCCAUGGACCUAUGCCAACUUCCAAAGCCAAAUUUCCCUUCCUUAGCUUGCGAGUUAUGGAUUUGUCAGACAAUUAUUUUACUGGUCCACUUCCAAAAACAUAUUUCAAGAAUUUCAAUGCAAUGAUGAAUGUCAAAGAAGCCAAUUUUCAAUUGCAAUACAUAGAGAUACAUGGGGCUGAUGCUAUAUAUUAUUAUCAUGAUUUUUUGACUAUGGUAAUCAAAGGAUCAACCACUAAAAUGGAAAAAGUCUUAACCAUUUUCAUUGCCAUUGAUUUAUCAAAAAACAAUUUUGAAGGUGAGAUUCCAGAAAUCAUUGGAAGGCUAAAUUCAAUCCAAGGGCUCAAUUUAUCUCAUAAUAGCCUUACAGGUCAUAUACUAGCAUCUCUUGCUAAUUUGACAAUGCUUGAGUGGUUAGAUCUCUCUUCCAACAAACUCACUGGGGAGAUCCCUCAACAACUAAGGAAUUUGAUAUCCCUUGAAGUCUUGAACCUUUCGCAGAAUCAACUAAUAGGGCCAAUACCACAAGGCAACCAAUUUAAUACAUUUUUAAAUGACUCCUACAUUGGCAACUUGGCAUUAUGUGGACCUCCAUUGCUUAAUACAUGCAAUCCAAGGACACCACAACCACCACCCUUGAUGUUUCAACAAGAAGACAAUACUUCAAGUGGAUUCAAUUGGGAAGUCAUAUUACCAGGUUAUAUAUGUGGGCUUGUGUGGGGACUUGUUAUGGGAUAUCUUAUGUUCUCUAGAGGAAAACCUCAAUUGCUUGUGAGGAUCAUUGAAGGUGAACGAAACGAAAGCAGAAAGAGAUUUAAAAAGCAUGCUCACAAGAACAGAGGAAGGUGAAAUUAGCCAAUGCAAAUGAUGUCCUUUGUUGCGGUGCAUUUCAAUUUGAUCCAAGUGGCAUAGCUUUUUGGAGCUAGGGCGAAUUUUGGUCAAGCUGAUGCAUUACACAAUGCUGGGAAGUUGCAGAUACAAUAUCAAAUAUUAGAAUGUAUAUAUAUGUUAGUGAGUGUGUGUCUACUUGAUGAGUGUGCUGUUAAAUUUGUAAAAUAUAAAUUUUAAUUUUGAUUUAAAAAUGAAUAUGUUGUGUGCUAUUAUUAAGUAGUAAAGAUAUUGUUUCCCAUAUUGAAGAUCUAGGAUUGGAACCUUUUGCGUAGUUUGUAUUUUCUCGUGUUUGGAAUAAUG
Molecule: messenger RNA, 2997 nt
Organism: Camellia sinensis
Lineage: Eukaryota; Viridiplantae; Streptophyta; Magnoliopsida; Ericales; Theaceae
Product: receptor-like protein Cf-9
Molecular function (GO): protein binding
Source: RefSeq, a predicted model, not a curated record